CUAAAAGAUUUCAUAAUUCUUUGUUAGAACUAAUGGAUAGAAGGCUGUGGGAAGCUGCUCAAAAAGGAGAUGUUCAUCACUUGCAAAGCUUGAUCAAAGAAGUCCCUUUUCUGCUCAGCACAGUUUCAUUAGCAGGUAGUAAUGAAACUCCUCUGCAUAUUGCUUGUUCGGGUGUCCAUCUUGAGUUUGCUAAGGAGAUCAUUCAUUUGAGGCCAGAAUUUGCAAGAAAACUAAACCAGGAUGGUUUCAGCCCUUUGCAUAUUGCCUCAGCAAAUGGGGAUAUAGAGAUUGUGAAGGAGCUCUUGAACGUUGACCGUAAUCUAUGCCUUAUCAAGGGGAAGGACAGAAGGAUUCCCCUUCACUAUGCAGUAAUCAACGGCAGAGAAAAUGUCAUGAAGGAGCUUCUUGUUUCUCCAGACUCAGCAGAAGAAGUGACUGCUCGUGGUGAGACUUGCCUUCAUUUAGCUGUCAAGAAUCAUCAGUUUGAAGCAUUCAAGUUAUUACUUGACAACCUCAAGUAUGAUCUUUUAAACAAGAAGGAUAUCCAAGGAAACACUGUUUUGCAUCUUGCUGUCUCAACUAAGCAAUACGAGGUUGUUGAUAUGUUGCUGGAUGAGAAUGUUGUAUCUAAGGGCACAAUUGAGGUGAAUUCUUUGAACAAGAAAGGUCUUGCACCUUUGGAGGUACUAUUAGAGGAAUCUGGAGAUGGAGAUAUUGAGGAAAUUCUAAGAGCAUCUGGUGCUUUAUCUGCUGAAAACUUGCAAGUUUUGGUUGUUCCAGUUCAAGAUCAACAAUCCAGCAGGGAACAAACAAGGGACGAUGGGCCUCGAUCUAAUGUUAAGAAGCUUCAGGAUUUCUUCAAGUACAAUAAGACCAAAGAUCCUCCAGGAAAAAUAAGAGACACUAUUCUUGUGAUAGCCAUUCUAAUUGCAACAGCAACUUAUCAAGCAGGUGUCAAUCCACCAGGAGGCUUAUGGCAGGACACUUGCUCGCCUGACGACAAUAACAACUGUACUAGUCGUGAUGGCAUACUGCGGCAUUUCGCAGGAGAGUCAGUGAUCGCUACCAUCAAUCCUGUUUACUAUGGCAUGUUCUUGGUUUUCAACUCCCUCGGAUUUACUGUAUCCAUCUACAUGAUAAGUUUCCUUACAGGAGGAUUUCCUAUGGAAUUUGAACUGCUAAUCUCACUUAUUGCCUUGGCGGUAACCUAUUUUAUUGUUGUAGUUUCCAUACUACCUUACUGGGGACUUACUGUCUUCUUUCUUUUCCUUUUCCCAGUCCUUCUAGUACUGAUUCCCGUCACUUUAGUGAUGUUGAGAAACUAUUGCAAGAAACCUAGAUUCUUAUCACAAUUUGUUGUUGGAAAAAUGACAAAUUCAAGUCAAGUAAAUGUUGGAACAGUGAGUGAUGCAACAACAUUGGUUGCACACAAUCGUUCAAAUGCUUCCCUUGCACCGGCUGAGAAACCUGCAAAGCUUUUUGGAGUCGACGUCAAGAGAUGUAGUGUCAAGACCUCAAAAGAACUCUGGGAUGCUUUAGAAAAGAAGUACAAAACAGAGGAUGCCGAAAUGAAGAAGUUCAUUGUGGCAAAAUUUUUGGACUGUAAGAUGAUAGACAGAUUGAUUGCGAAUGAUGUUUUUCAAGUGGCGGCCAUUAUUGAGAAGUUACCUCCAUUGUGGAAGGAUUUCAAAAACUACUUGAAACAUAAACGCAAGGAGAUGACUGUUGAAGAUCUCAUGGUAAGGUUGAGAAUUGAAGAGGAUAACAAGGCCGCAGAAAAGAGGUCACGUGGUAAUUCAGCAAUGGCUACUGAAUAUUGGGGUCCCAAGAAGGACAAGAAGAAGGAUCAAUCAAAUUUGGCUGAAUCUAAAGAAGAGAUGGACGAUCUCUGUGCAAUGCUUUUAGAAUGCAACUUGGUUGGAAAUCCAAGAGAAUGGUGGAUAGAUUAUGGUGCCUCAUGCUAUGUUUGUGCCAACAAAGAAUUAUUUACAUCAUAUACUCCAGCACCCGUAUACGAGAAGUUAUUUAUGGCGAACUCCGCUACUACAAAGGUUGAAGGAACUAGCAAGGUCCACUUAAAGAUGACAUCGGGCAAGGUGGUGACUUUGAACAAGGUCUUAAGGCUGAGGGAGGCUGCUCAAAAAGGAGAUGUUCAUCACUUGCAAAGCUUGAUCAAAGAAGUCCCUUUUCUGCUCAGCACAGUUUCAUUAGCAGGUAGUAAUGAAACUCCUCUGCAUAUUGCUUGUUUGAGUGUCCAUCUUGAGUUUGCUAGGGAGAUCAUUCAUUUGAGGCCCGAAUUUGCAAGAGAACUAAACCAGGAUGGUUUCAGCCCUUUGCAUAUUGCCUCAGCAAAUGGAGAUAUAGAGAUUGUGAAGGAGCUAUUGAACGUUGACCGUAAUCUAUGCCUUCUCAAGGGGAAGGACAUAAGAAUUCCCCUUCACUAUGCAGUAAUCAAAGGCAGAAAACAUGUUAUAAAGGAGCUUCUUGUGGCUUCUCUAGACUCUACAGCAGAAAUGACUGCUCGUGGCGAGACUUGUCUUCAUUUAGCUGUCAAGAAUCAUCAGUUUGAAGCUUUCAAAUUACUACUUGAGAAUCUCAAAGAAUUCACAAGUAUGAUGAGAGAAAUGAUCGUCCAGGUUGUUGAUCUAUUGCUCGACGAAAAUUUUGUUGCUAAAGGCACUAUUGAGGUGAAUUCUUUGAACAAAGGAGGCCUUACAUUUUUGGAAGUACUACUUAAGGAAUCCGGAGAUAGAGAUAUUGAGGAAAUUCUAACAACAUCUGGUGCUGUAUCUGCUGAACACUUGCAAACUUCGCAACAAGAAGGUUUUCCACAAUCUUGGGUUGUUCCAGUUCAAGAUCCAUCAAAUGAACAAUCCAGAAGAGAACAAACAAGGGACGAUGGGCCUCGAUCUAAUUCUAAGAAGCUUCAGGAUUUCUUCAAGUACAAUAAAACCAAAGAUUGUCCAGGAAAAGUAGGAGACACCCUUCUUGUAAUAGCUAUUUUAAUUGCAACAGCAACUUAUCAAACAGUACUUAGUCCACCAGGAGGUGAAUGGCAGGACACUUACUGGCCUGAUUACAAUAACAGCAGCAGUAGUGAUGGCAUAAUGUCCUUGCGACGAAUUGCAGGACAAUCAGUGAUGGGAACCAACAAUCCAAUUUCCUAUGGCUUGUUCUUGGUUUUCAACUCUAUCGGAUUUUUCGUGUCCCUUCACACUAUAAAUUUCCUGACCAUAGGAUUUCUUUUGCAAUUGGAACUACAGAUCUCACUUGUUGCCUUGAUAGCAACCUAUGAUACUGUGAUGUCUGCCAUAACGCCUAACCGGGGAAUUUCUCUCUUAUUUGCUAUCUUUUCCAUAGUGUUUCCAGUAUUCUUGCCUCACAUUACAAAGUUGUUGAGAAACCAUUGCAAGAAACCUAAAUUUAUUAUCAAGAUUUGUGAACUGUUUAGAUAGUUGAA
This is a messenger RNA of Solanum stenotomum, 3460 nucleotides long. RefSeq lists its product as uncharacterized. The transcript has 8 exons. The coding region runs from base 33 to 3455 and encodes 1140 amino acids. Gene Ontology annotation, molecular function: protein binding. The record is from RefSeq and is a predicted model, not a curated record. Lineage: Eukaryota; Viridiplantae; Streptophyta; Magnoliopsida; Solanales; Solanaceae.